Molecule: messenger RNA, 840 nt
Organism: Pelagomonas calceolata
Lineage: Eukaryota; Pelagophyceae; Pelagomonadales; Pelagomonadaceae
Source: the annotation of a GenBank genome assembly
GUCGCGCCGUUGUCGAGCUGCAGGCGCGCCGCGCGGCCCAUUCACGGCGCGAGGCGCAGCCACAGCUCUGCCACAGGGUCCCGACAGCCCGGCGCUGCGACACCGGCGCGCGCGGCCGUAGGAAACGAUGCUCAGCAUCCGCUUUAACCAGCGCCAGACCGACACCCAUGUCACGCCGACGCUCGAUCGCUUAGCGGGCAAGCACGGCCAGGAGAACGAGGACCCCGGUUUGAUGUCUGAUGGACUCGAGAGCGUCGGCUCUCCGACGACUCCCCCGGCCGCGGCCGUCCGCAGAGCUCAGGCCGCGUCGGCGACGAAGCGGCGCCUGUCGUUGGGAUCGCCGUCGCCGCCGCGCCGACCUUUAGGUGACGCGACGAACGCGAAGCCUGUUGUCAAGCCGGCCCCCGAGGUCGCGCCGGAAGUGGAGCUGCCGCCAGUGGCCAAACAGCAGCCCGUCAAGGAGUGCCGCCGCCUCGGCCUCUUCAGUGUUGUUGCGCUCGUGGCCUUCCUGGCCUUCCCGCUCCUCGCCGUGCCGCCCGUGACGCACAAGGCCGUCGAGCUUCGGUCUACGCCGGAGCGCCAGGUCUCGCGGACGGUCGAGCGCCCGGCGCCGCCGUUACCGCCGCCGCAGCGCGCCCUGCCGCAGCCGGCGGUGAUGAAGCGGGACCCGCUCGUCGCCAAGGCCGGGCGUGCGUUUAUCAAAGCCCUGCUCGCGCCGCUGCGGCUCGUGGGCGCGGUGCUGCGGUGCCUCUUCGGCAAGGCGUGCCGCAAGAACUGAAGCAUAUCCUGACCUCCCGGCGGCGGCGCGCCAAUCCUGUAGCUUAACUUAUAUCACACUCG